This is a messenger RNA of Linum trigynum, 2744 nucleotides long. The record is from the annotation of a GenBank genome assembly. NCBI's taxonomy places the organism in Eukaryota, Viridiplantae, Streptophyta, Magnoliopsida, Malpighiales, Linaceae.
CCAGCCGUCGAUCCACGAGGAAGAUAAUAAUAGCAAACAAACAAAAUAAAAUAAAAAAAGGGUCUCGUGGCGCGUAUUUUCGCUUCCCCUUCCUCGCAUCUACUCAGAAGCUCUUCAAUUCCGUCAUUUUCUUUCAACUUCAACAGCAAAAGUCAAAUAACUGAGCCUUUCUUUCUUCCCCCAUUUCAUUCCUGUUUAUAUAAAAUCAAUCUCUGGUAUCUCCCCUUCAACAACUGAAUUAUUCCUUUAACUAAUCCCAUUCGAAAAAUCUAAGCAGCUCCCGCACUACAAAGACAGCUCAGAGGGGGAGAAGGGAGGAGCAGAACAACAAGAAGAAGAAACAUGGCAGGUUACCCGCACAGCAACGGCGGCGGCGGCGGUGGAGGUCAGUACCCAGAAUUUCCGGCGGUUCCCACUCACGGCGGUCAGUUUGUUCAGUACGACGUAUUUGGGAAUCAGUUCGAGAUCACCCCCAAGUAUCGCCCUCCGAUCAUGCCCAUUGGCCGCGGCGCCUACGGCAUCGUCUGCUCGGUGUUGAAUUCGGAGACGAACGAGAUGGUGGCGAUGAAGAAGAUAGCUAAUGCUUUUGACAAUCACAUGGACGCCAAGCGCACCCUCCGCGAGAUUAAGCUGAUGCGCCACUUGGAUCACGAAAACGUGAUAGGAAUCAGAGAUGUGGUUCCACCGCCGUUGAGGAGGGAGUUUAAUGAUGUCUACAUAGCAACUGAGCUCAUGGACACCGAUUUGCACCAGAUCAUACGAUCCAAUCAGGGUUUGUCCGAGGAGCAUUGUCAGUAUUUCCUGUAUCAGUUACUCCGGGGAUUGAAGUACAUACACUCUGCCAAUGUGAUCCAUAGAGAUCUGAAGCCCAGCAAUCUUCUUUUGAAUGCAAAUUGUGACCUAAAGAUCUGUGAUUUCGGCCUGGCGCGCCCUACUUCCGAGAACGAGUUCAUGACCGAGUAUGUUGUUACGAGAUGGUACAGGGCGCCUGAGCUGUUGCUCAACAGUCAGGAUUACACUGCAGCAAUUGAUGUCUGGUCGGUGGGCUGCAUUUUCAUGGAGCUUAUGAACAGAAAGCCCUUGUUUCCUGGCAAAGAUCAUGUCCAUCAGAUGCGAUUGUUGACAGAGCUACUGGGCACACCAAGUGAAUCUGAGCUGGGGUUUGUGAGGAAUGAAGAUGCUAGGAAAUAUAUCCGGCAGCUCAGCCCGCAUCCUCGACAGCCAUUGGCCAAACUUUUCCCUCAUGUUCAUCCUUUGGCCAUGGAUCUUGUGGACAAAAUGCUGACAUUUGAUCCUACAAGAAGAAUUACUGUUGAGGAAGCAUUAGCACACCCAUAUCUUGAACGAUUGCACGAUAUAGCAGAUGAACCAGUCUGUACGGAGUCUUUCUCCUUCGAUUUCGAGCAACAACCUUUGGUUGAAGAACAGAUGAAGGAGAUGAUUUACAGGGAGGCAUUAGAAUUUAAUCCAGAAUAUGCAUAGAAGUGCAAAGAAGAGUAAUGUUAGUUCUGCUUGAUAGCCUAUAUCAUUUCUGUUAUUUCUUCUUCCAUUGGAAAUUGCUCCUGCAAAUCCUCAUUUUCACUGAGAAAAGAGAAGAGCAACCACAUUAAACCGAGCAAAAUUACAACAGGUGGUGGUGAAAGAACCAACCCCAAAUGCUGCACUCUCUUCAUGCUGCAACUACCUGGUCAGGAGAUUACACCUUGUAAGAUCUACCCUGAUGGACUCCUCCCCUCUGCCAUUACUGUAAAACCUGUACCAAAUGUAACAAUCAAGCACCUGAACUUUCCUGUUGUAAGAUGUGUGACAUUAAUUAAUUGUUUUUUUCCCAUCCAGUAUGUAAUAUUGUAAUUCUUCUUUGGGAACCUUACACGUUAUGUAACUGAAUAAAUCUCAAGUUAGUUAAUAGUUACGAGGUUAUUUGAGUUUAUCUUUUCAGCAUGCUAACAAAAUCUCUAUUCAGAGCUGUUGUAUGUUCACCCACAUGACCUAUUUUUCGCCGUGUACAAUCUCGUUAAUAACAUCCAUCAUCAAUCAGUCCCUAUUAAGCUAUUACUUGAUUGAAAACUUCUCUUUCUUUUUUCCGGUUGAAUAAUUUAGUUAUCAUGUCGACAAAAGCAGCACCACUGGUUUGGCCGAGACAGUAAGUGCAGUAACUAUUUGCAGCAUGAUGUGCAAAAGCAAAUCCACUCAUACCUCCAUAGACAUUGUAUCCUAUGAAUUCCAUCACACCACGAGAAUUGGACUGCCACCAAGGUUGGUGUCAAGAGGCAAUAAUCAAAGCUUCAUUGUCUAGUUCAAGACACUUGACAGAAUCUCAUCAUUUCAGUUUUGCUGUGUGUUGCUGUAAACCACCAAUGAGCCCAUCUGGUGGCAGUCGUAUUCAUCAUCGUGUUCUCGAAACAGUAGGAUUGGUGAUGCUGACAGACUACUGCAACUGUUAUUCUAGAUCAUGAUUCCGAACCUCGCCAGCCAGGCUACCAAUCCAAUUCAGCACCAACUGUCUGUGUCUUCAUUAUUUGGCACCACCAAUUCGAAUGAAAGGUACCAGAAGAAGCCACUGUCUGUGAUGCUGCUUCAUCGAUGAGAGAACAAACUAAAACCACAUGACACCAUCGACUCGAAUGGUUGUCACGCACCAAACAAGAACACCUUGAAAAUGUGGCAAAUUUGCAGGAUCUUCUGCAUUUGUCGUUUGCGCUUGGGAGAAGGAACUGGGAGAAUAAUAAAAUGCUAAGUGCUGU